Molecule: messenger RNA, 960 nt
Organism: Gracilinanus agilis (Agile Gracile Mouse Opossum)
Lineage: Eukaryota; Metazoa; Chordata; Mammalia; Didelphimorphia; Didelphidae
Gene: PEG10
Product: paternally expressed 10
Exons: 1
Coding region: 1-960 (319 amino acids)
Cellular component (GO): cytosol
Molecular function (GO): zinc ion binding; nucleic acid binding
Source: RefSeq, a predicted model, not a curated record
AUGCCGACCAGCGCCGGGUCGGGGGCGUCGGCGCGCCGCUGCAGGAUGGAGGACCUGACGGCGGAGGUGCAGGCGCUGCGCGCCCAGCUGCUGCAGCAGACCGAGGAGAACAGCAGCCUGCAGACGCAGCUGCUGCAGCUGUCCGAGGAGAACGCCACGCUGCGCGGCCAGCUCCAGGCCAGCCCGGGGGGCGCCGCGGGCCCGGCGGCCCCCCCGCGCGGCAAGUGCCCGGUGGGGCUCCCCGAGAAGUUCGACGGCACCCCCGAGAUGCUGCCCAGCUUCCUGGCGCAGAGCCGCCUCUACAUGGAGCUGCGGCCCGAGGACUUCCCCAGCGAGCACGUGCGCGUCUGCUUCCUGACGAGCCUGCUGAAGGGGCGCGCGGCACGCUGGGCCACCCCCUACCUGCUCGAGUCCAGCCCGCUGCUCAACAACUACGAGGCCUUCAUCGACGAGUUCAAGCAGGCCUUCGAGGACCCGCAGCGCAAGGAGGCCGCCAACCGCAAGAUCCGGCGCCUCCGCCAGGGCCUGGGCUCGGUGCUCGACUACGCCAGCGCCUUCCGCCUGUGCGCGCAGGACCUGGACUGGAACGAGCCGGCCUUCAUCGACCAGUUCCUGGAGGGCCUCAGCGACCCCAUCCAGGACGAGCUGGCCCGCGUGGAGGUGGCGCGCUCGCUGCCCGCCCUCAUCAACCAGUGCCUGCGCAUCGAGGGCCGGCUCAACGCGCGCCGCGGCCCCUCCCCCGCCAGCUCGCCCCGGCCCCGCGCCGCCGCCGCCUCUCCCCCGGCCGAGGCCGAGGCCGGCCAGCUGGUCGCCCGGCCUCAGCUGACCCCCGAGGAGAGGGAGCGCCGCCGGAGGCUGAACCUGUGCAUGUACUGCGGACUGGCCGGCCACUACGUGGACAACUGCCCGUCCAAGAAGCCGAAGUCUUCUGGGGUGGGAAACUCCCUGGCCCCGCUGUAG